Molecule: messenger RNA, 918 nt
Organism: Suhomyces tanzawaensis NRRL Y-17324
Lineage: Eukaryota; Fungi; Ascomycota; Pichiomycetes; Serinales; Debaryomycetaceae
Gene: MIR1
Product: Mir1p
Exons: 1
Coding region: 1-918 (305 amino acids)
Biological process (GO): mitochondrial phosphate ion transmembrane transport
Cellular component (GO): mitochondrial inner membrane
Molecular function (GO): phosphate transmembrane transporter activity
Source: RefSeq, a predicted model, not a curated record
AUGGCUGCUGACCCAAGAAUCCCCGUUUUCUCCGUCAAGGACUACGCCUCCUUCGCCCUCGCUGGUGCCAUCGGUUGUGGUGCCACCCACGGUGCCAUGACCCCCAUCGAUGUGGUCAAGACCAGAAUCCAGUUGGAACCAGCCGUGUACAACAGAGGUAUGAUUGGCUCUUUCAAGCAGGUUAUCGCCUCUGAAGGUGCCGGUGCCUUGUUGACCGGUUUCGGUCCUACCGUGUUGGGUUACUCCAUGCAAGGUGCCUUCAAGUUCGGUGGUUACGAAUUGUUCAAGAAGACCUUCAUCGAGCAAUUGGGUUACGACACCGCCAAGCAAUACAAGAACUCUGUUUUCAUCGGUUCCGCUGCUUUGGCCGAGUUCUUCGCUGACAUCGCCUUGUGUCCUUUGGAAGCCACCAGAAUCAGAUUGGUUUCCCAGCCAUCUUUCGCCAACGGUUUGGUUGGUGCCUUUGGCAGAAUCUUGAAGGAAGAAGGCCCAGGCUCUUUCUACAACGGUUUCACCCCAAUCUUGUUCAAGCAAAUUCCAUACAACAUUGCUAAGUUCUUGGUUUUCGAAAGAGCUGCUGAAGCCAUCUUCAAGGCCAUCCCAACCCCAAAGAACGAAUUGUCCUCCACUGGUUUGACCGGUGUUAACUUGCUUGCUGGUAUCAUUGCUGGUUGUUCCGCUGCUGUUGUCUCCCAACCUGCCGACACCUUGUUGUCCAAGGUCAACAAGACCAAGAAGGCUCCUGGUCAAUCCACCAUUGGUUUGUUAGCCCAAUUGGCCGGUCAAUUGGGUAUCAGAGGCUCUUUCGCUGGUUUGCCAACCAGAUUGGUUAUGGUUGGUACCUUGACCUCCUUGCAAUUCACCAUCUACGGUUCCUUGAAGGGUGCCUUGGGCUGUCCUCCAGGUGUUGAAUUGUAA